Dendrobium catenatum is the source of this 1983-nucleotide messenger RNA. RefSeq names its product 2-succinylbenzoate--CoA ligase, chloroplastic/peroxisomal. The record is from RefSeq and is a predicted model, not a curated record. Gene Ontology annotation, biological process: fatty acid metabolic process. Lineage: Eukaryota; Viridiplantae; Streptophyta; Magnoliopsida; Asparagales; Orchidaceae. Gene Ontology annotation, molecular function: medium-chain fatty acid-CoA ligase activity. The transcript has 10 exons. Bases 105 to 1835 code for a protein of 576 amino acids.
UAAUCCGCCAGCGAGGCAAUGUCGGAUUACGUUGCCGCGAGCUGAGAGGCUUAUCAUUUAGCUCGCGCGUUCACUCUCGCUUAUGCGCAGCUUUGGGAAAGGCAAUGUCGUACUCUCAAGGCCACAUCUGCCAUUUCCUUAGCCGCCUGCUUCAAUGCAGGCGCGACUGUCUGGUGACCAUCUCCGGCGGCCGCCGCCGCACUGGCGGUGAGUUUGUGGACGGAGUACUCAGUCUGGCUUGCGGACUAUUGGAGUCAGGUCUUCUCAAGCGAGGGGAAGUAGUCGCCAUUGCUGGCUUCAACAGCGAUUGGUACUUGGAGUGGAUGCUGGCCGUCACAUAUGUGGGAGGCAUUAUUGCUCCUUUGAACUACCGCUGGAGCUUGGAGGAGGCAAAAUCAGCCCUGGAGGUUGUGAAACCUGUGAUUUUGGUGGUUGAUGAGAGCUGCAGUUCAUGGGCUCUACAACUUACCAACAUCAGCGUCGUGCAGUCUCUUAGGCUCCAUGCUCUUAUUGGAUGCAUUACCCCUUCCAGCCUCUCCAUGAGUGCAAAUUGGCAUAUGAGCAUCUCUUUUAUUGCAGUUCUAGCUAUGGAUUCCAUUAGAAAAGCUUCACAUGGUACCCAAUUCAUUAAUCCUGUUUGUGCGACUGGUGGCAUUGCUUUAAUCUGCUUCACGUCAGGAAGCACAGGAAAGCCCAAGGGAGUUGCUAUUCGCCAUGAAGCAUUAGUAAUCCAGUCUCUAGCAAAAAUUACCAUUGUUGGUUAUGGCGAGGAUGAUGUAUAUCUUCACUCAUGCCCUAUGUGCCAUAUUGGUGCAAUAUCUUCUUGUAUAGCCAUGCUAAUGGUUGGUGCUUGUCAUGUUUUCAUUCCAAAGUUUGAUGCAAAAUUAGUUUCUUCUGCUGUUGAACAGAAUCAUGUUACUUCUCUAAUCACUGUUCCAGCAAUGAUGGCUGAUCUAAUUUCCUUCUCCAGGCAAUCACAUAAAUGGAAUGGUGGAGAAACAGUAAAGAAGAUUCUUAAUGGAGCAGGUAGUCUAUCAACUAACCUUGUCAAAGACGCCAUCGAUAUGUUCCCUAAUGCCAAGAUUAUAUCAGCUUAUGGUAUGACAGAGGCAUGCUCUUCUCUCACUUUCAUGCCAGUAUAUGAUCCGAUGUCACAAAAGCCGAGGAAAAGCCUUUCAAGUUAUGACAAAUUAAACACCGACGCACUCCAACUACAUGGUAGAGUUUGUGUUGGUAAACCAGCUCCACACAUAGAGUUGAAGAUAAGCUGUGAUCCCACUAGUUCUGGUUCACCUUUGAUUGGGAGCAUCCUAACAAGAGGCUCGCAUGUGAUGGUUGGUUACUGGGAUCAAGCUGCCAAAACUUGCAAUUCUGGUAACAGUUCUUGGCUUGACACAGGAGAUAAAGGGUGGCUUGAUAGUCAUGGAAAUUUAUGGUUGGUUGGGCGAACAAAGGAUCUAAUUAAAAGUGGAGGAGAAAAUAUAUAUCCUGAGGAGGUGGAAGCUGUUCUUUGUCAGCUCAUGGGAGUUGCUGGUGCUGUUGUUUUUGGCAUUCCAGAUAUUCACCUCACAGAAAAGGUUGUUGCUUGUGUUUCAAUGGAGGAGGACUGGAUAUGGAUUGAUGAAAAAACCAGGAAUUCUUUGGGGACAAACCAGCUAUCGAGCGAGAUAAUGAAGAAUUUUUGUCGGCAAAAAAAUCUAACCCGGUUCAAGAUACCCAAAGUCUUCAUGCCGUGGAGAAAGCCAUUUCCAUUAACUGCCAGUGGAAAGCUGAGAAGAGAUGAUGUUAAAAAGGAGGUGAUGUCCUACAUGCGAAUCCCAAACAGUAGCUUAUGACAUAGCAUUGUAUUGGAUUUAUUAAGGCUUCUUUUGGGAUGGCUUUCUUAUCGUUUAGUAAAGCGGCUUUUUAGUACAAAAAUUUAAUUUUUGUACUAGAAAGCCGUUUUAAGAAACAGGAAGAAAGCCGUCCCAAACGAAGUCUAAG